GUGUUUCCCAACACGUCGGUUCCCUGCUGGCACAUCCGUCACUCAGGGCAGUGAGGCACAUACAUACUAGUAGCCGCAUUUCUAAUUUAUUUUUCUCGUCUCUAUCUCUCGAGUCUUCCCCCUCUGAAUAAGACGCACCUACGCUACUACCUACCUACCUAGCCUUACCUCCUGGUCCUCUACGCAAUCUUGCAUUCUGCAACCUCGAGAGUCUCGACCUUCCUCCCCUUGUUGAGCUAGCUCGACGACCAGGUGUGAACGGAACUGACCGCCUGUCGCUGAGGUUAUCGUGAUACGUGACGUGCUCUGCUCGUGCUGUUCUCGGUAGCAUUGCUGGCUAGGGUCUCUGGUUCUUACUAAAGGUCACCUCCAUCCUAACCCUGCACUUCGUCCCGCCGAACCUACACCCUCUCCCUCUCUCUCUCUCUCUUCUCUCGCCACAAGCCCACAACUCGCCCUCAAUCCUACGCCCUGGAAAUCCCUCAACCCUCAACGACGCUGCUUUCGCUGUCGUGAAGGGCGUGCUGUGUCUCUCCAACGCUACGAGGUGCCUAUUCGCCCACCAUGGUUGUCUUUGACGGUCACGAGUACCUUACCGAGGAGGAGAAGCGUCUCAAGGAAGACCGCAGACGCGAGAAGUACUGGAAGAAAUGGGGCCCUUACGUCGCCGAACGCCAAUGGGCCACUGUGCGAGAGGAUUACAGUCCCGACGGAGACGCGUGGAGUCACUUUACCCACGACCACGCACGAUCCCGAGCCUACAGAUGGGGUGAGGAUGGAAUUGCCGGCGUUUCUGAUACCCACGGCUUCCAAAACAUUGGUUUUUCUUUCUGGAACGAGGAAGAUGAUUUCCUCAAGGAGAGAUUGUUUGGUCUCUCAAACCCCCAGGGUAACCAUGGCGAGAGUGUCAAGGAAGCCCACUUCCACGUUGACAAUACCCCGACACAUUCCUACAUGAAGUUCCUCUACAAGUACCCGCAGAAGAAGUUCCCUUACAAGGACCUGUUGGAAGAAAAUGCACGCAGAGGCAAGGAAGACAAGGAGUACCAGAUCGUUGACACGGGCAUCUUCGACGAAGACAGGUACUGGGAUAUUUUCAUCGAGACGGCAAAGGAGACGGACGACCCCGAGGAGAUCCUGUUCCGUGUUACCGCAUGGAACAGAGGUCCCGAUCCGGCACCACUUCACAUUGUGCCGCAAAUGUGGUUCCGCAACACCUGGGCCUGGGGCCGGGAACCCGAGGACAAGAAGCCGUCCAUCGAGAACAUUGGCGAAGGCCUGGCCAAGUCCAAGCAUCACAAGCUCGGGGACCGUUACUUCCUGAUGUCACCUUCUCCCGGCGUUGGUACCAGCGGCGAGGACGUAAUACCGCAGAUGUUGUUUACCGACAACGACACAAACUAUGAGCUGCUGUACGAGCAGGACAACAAGACUCCGUACGUCAAGGAUGCCUUCCAUCGUCACAUUUGCGAGAAGGAAAAGGGGGCCGUCAACCCAGCACAGAAGGGCACCAAGUGCGCCGCCUGGUUCAGCUUCAACGAGGAUGGUGGUGUUCCUCCCGGCGAGUGUGCUGUCGUCCGUUUCCGCUUCUCCAAGAAGAACCAGACCUACUUCGACGAAGGCGACUUUGAUGACCUGGUCGAUCUUAGAAUCGCCGAGGCCGACGAUUUCUACUACCGCCUCAGCCCCCUCCCCAUGGCAGACGAUCUGCGCAACAUUCAACGUCAAGCCUUCUCCGGAAUGAUGUGGACUAAGCAGCAUUACCUCUUUAUUUGGGACCAAUGGGCGAAUGGUGACCCGACACAACCCCCUCCGCCCCCAAGCAGAAAAGACAUUCGCAACUCUCAGUGGAAACAUAUGCACUGCGAUGACAUUUUGUCUAUGCCCGACUCUUGGGAAUAUCCCUUCUUUGCAGCGUGGGACAGUGCUUUCCACUGCAUCACAUUGGCGAUGAUGGAUCCAGACUUCGCCAAGAAGCAGCUUGAUCUCUUCACCAGAGAGUGGUACUGCCAUCCCAACGGCCAGCUGCCAGCCUAUGAGUGGAACUUUGGUGACGUGAACCCCCCCGUUCAUGCCUGGGCCACGUUCCGAGUGUUCAAGAUUGAGCGCAAGCUCUACGGACGCCAGGAUUUGGACUUCCUCGAGAGAGUUUUCCAGAAGCUGUUGCUGAACUUCACCUGGUGGGUUAACCGCAAGGACGCCGAUGGCAAGAACGUUUUCGAGGGAGGUUUCCUCGGUCUCGACAACAUUGGUCUUUUCAACCGCUCUGAGCCUCUCCCAACCGGCGGCUCUUUGGAGCAGGCCGACAGUACCGGAUGGAUGGCCUUCUACUGUCUCAGCAUGCUCAACAUUGCCCUUGAGCUUGCAAAGCACCGACGCACAUACGAGGAUAUUGCUUCCAAGUUCUUUGAGCACUUCAUCUUCAUCAGUGACGCCAUGACCUUCAGGACUGGCCAAAAGGACGAGAAGUCGCUCUGGAAUGACGAGGAUGGUUUCUACUACGAUGCCAUUUCAUGGGGUGGCCCCUGGAUCCAGCAGCUUCCAGUCCGCUCUCUCGUCGGAUUGAUUCCGCUUUACGCGACCCUGACUCUUGAGCCUGAGCUUAUCAACAAGCUCCCCUCAUUUAAAAAGAGGGUUGAUUGGUUCAUGGAAAACCGCUGCGAUUUGGCCGAGCGAAACAUGGCCAGUAUUGCCAAGCGUGGAAAGGGUAACCGUAUUCUCUUGUCCAUUGUCAGCAAGGACAGGCUCGAGAAGAUUCUGUACCGCAUGCUUGACGAGGACGAAUUCUUCAGCGAACACGGAAUUCGGUCCUUGUCAAAGUGCCACAAGGAGCACCCCUUCUCAAUGGAGGUUAAUGGCCAGACUUUCUCCGUCGGCUACGUUCCUGGUGACUCUGAUAGCGGUCUAUUUGGUGGCAACAGUAACUGGAGAGGCCCCAUUUGGUUGUGUGUCAACUUCCUUCUGGUUGAGUCUCUUCAGAGAUUCUUCUUGUUCUACGGACACGAGUUCCAAGUCGAGUGUCCCACGGGCAGUGGCGACUACAUGCAUUUGGGCCACGUCUCCGAGGAGAUCCAGCAUCGUCUGCAGCACCUGAUGACGCGUAACGACGAGGGUCGUCGUAGCAUCAACUCCGGAAACGACCUUCUGGACUUCGACCCUUACUGGAAGGACUAUCUUUGGUUCUACGAGUUCUUCGACGGCGACAGUGGCCGUGGACUCGGUGCUACCCACCAGUGUGGUUGGACCGGUUUGAUGGCUCGCAUGAUCCACGACACUGGUAUCAACUGCCGUCUGCCUCAUACUCCCCGGACUCCCUCAGCGGGGAUGUCUCACUACUUUGAUGAUAUCUUUGCCCGUGGCACUGAUCGCCGUGGCUCGAUGACGCCUGGCCCUGGUGGCAAGCCACGGAUGCGCAGAUCAUCAACGGCGAGAUCCAUCGGUGCAAGGAGCGACUUUGACGAGACUAACGGCGACGACUCACUGAGCAACUCGGCCACAUUAGAUGACCCAGAGAAGCUUCGGCAGAGGAUGAGAGAGAAGUCGGAGGCCGACGCACACAUGCACCGCUACAUCUCGGAUCAGCUGGAGAGGUUCAAGGAGGACAAAGAGCACCCGGGUGGAACCGACAACGAAUAUGAGGCUGGUGUCUAAAGCUUCCCUCCAGUCGUCAGGAAACGCGAAAAAUUCGAGGGAUAGGCUGGUGUUCGUGCAUCUGAUUGUGGGCGGUUAAAUGAAGAGUACGAGUGCAUCCAUGGAGUUUCCUUGCGUAGUGAGCAUGAAGAGAAACGAAAAAAGACUGCCAUCACUGCACAUAGAGCCAUAUACAGGACUGUUAGACUGCACAGGUAGAGGUUCCUGGGGUUAAUAUACGUAGAUUGGGG
Messenger RNA from Colletotrichum scovillei, 3881 nucleotides. Its product is annotated as glycoside hydrolase family 63. Lineage: Eukaryota; Fungi; Ascomycota; Sordariomycetes; Glomerellales; Glomerellaceae. The coding region runs from base 565 to 3651 and encodes 1028 amino acids. Gene Ontology annotation, cellular component: endoplasmic reticulum membrane. The record is from RefSeq and is a predicted model, not a curated record. Gene Ontology annotation, molecular function: Glc3Man9GlcNAc2 oligosaccharide glucosidase activity. The transcript is spliced from 8 exons. Gene Ontology annotation, biological process: oligosaccharide metabolic process; protein N-linked glycosylation.